GGAGCAGCAGCUUGGAUUCGUUCCUCAGUGCAACGCCAGCCAGCAAAGCGAUCGGUUCAGUUCGGUCGGGAAACCAGAGAAGAUACAUUUCGAAGAAACAUUAAGAAGAAACUUAAUCCGGAACCAUGAGCAAGCAGCCUCCACCGUACAGUGAGCAGUCCGGAUACACUCCCGCACAAACCUAUCAGCCCGGUGGCCCCACCCAGCCACCACUGUACCCACCCAUGCCGCAGCCACCACAAUCCUCCACGGUGAUCAUCCAGACCACCACCACCUCCAACCUGGUGCCCAUCGGCAGUGGGCCCACCCGCAUCCGCUGCCCCUCCUGCCACGCCGAAGUACUGACCACCGUGAAGGCCACUCCCUCGGGCAGGACGCACUGCUGGGCCCUCAUCCUGUGCCUCUUCAUCUGCUGGCCCUGCGUGUGUCUGCCGUACUGCAUGGACUCCUGCCAGAAUGCCAACCACUACUGCCCCAACUGCAGUGCCUACAUCGGCACCUACGAGAACUAACCAACUAACGUCUAUUUCUAUUUAUGCAUAAAUGUAGAAAACCUUAAGCACUAGCGUCAUAACUGAAAUUGAAUUGUAAAUAUACAAACUGUCACGCAUUAAACUCAUGAGACUCACACAGGAAA
Messenger RNA from Drosophila yakuba, 637 nucleotides. RefSeq names its product lipopolysaccharide-induced tumor necrosis factor-alpha factor homolog. NCBI's taxonomy places the organism in Eukaryota, Metazoa, Arthropoda, Insecta, Diptera, Drosophilidae. The record is from RefSeq and is a predicted model, not a curated record. The transcript has 2 exons. The coding region runs from base 126 to 512 and encodes 128 amino acids. Gene Ontology annotation, molecular function: zinc ion binding.